GUUCAUCCUUCUGGAACCUUCGCUCAAGGUAACAAGUGCUUCCGUGGCGGGCUAGUUUGCACUAUUAUCUCGUGAGGUUAGUGACAAGCUCUUCGAGUGCAUAAUGUUGGUCACUGUAACUUGUUUACGUCGUACUCAUCAUGUCUUGAAGUUGGCUAACCAAAUACACAAUUCAGCACCUUUGGUUAAGCCAUCUAUAUCGAAGCAGCUUGUCCGGUCGUUUCGGAUAUUUCCGGCGGUCAAUAGUUCUGUGCGCCGACGUGUUGGACGUAUUAAUUUAAAAUCCCAGGCUCCAGAAUCUGAGGAUUUAAUCGCUAUCGACAAAACGCGAGCUUUGGUGGGUGCAGCUGCUGCAGUCGGCAUUGGUGGUCUUUGUAUUUAUGGUUUGACCGCGAAAGAUGGUUCGCUUUCAGCUUUCGAUCAAUCAGUUGUAUGGCCUGAUUAUGUAAGACAACGUAUUCGAGCAACAUAUAGUUACUUACUGAGUGGUGCCGCCAUAGCAGCCGGUUCAGCGGUUGCUUUCUUCCGGUCUCCAGCUAUGUGUCGUUUAAUGCUUAGUGGUGGAUGGCUUGCUCCUAUUGGGAUGGCAGUAUUAAGCAUGGCUACAGGAAUUAUUUGUCAGUCAAUUCCAUAUCCACAGUCUGGUUUGAGUGCUAAGCACUUGGUAUGGAUCGCAUAUUCUGUUAGUUUGGGUGGGAUGCUGAUGCCACUCUGUUUGGUUGGUGGACCGAUUCUUACACAGGCUGCUCUGUACACUGGAGGCAUAGUCGGUGGUCUUUCUUUAGUUGCAGCGACGGCCCCAUCAGAUCGUUUUCUCAAGUGGGGAGGUCCUUUGGCGAUUGGUUUGGGAGUUGUUGUUGUAUCAUCUCUUGGUUCGAUGUUUUUAUCACCUGUCAGUCGUUUGGGAUCUGGUCUUGCGUCUAUAAGUCUGUAUGGUGGUCUUCUUUUGUUUUCUGGAUUUUUACUGUACGACACACAACAUGUGAUAAAGCGAGCAGAGUCACAUCCACCUCCGAACUUCUACCCACCUGCUUUGUCUAAUCAGAAGGGUUUUCAGCAUCCAGAUGCUUUGAGGCCAUUUGAUCCAAUUAACAGUUCCAUUCGGAUUUUAUUGGAUGCUGUGAAUAUUUUUGUUCGUAUGGCAGUAAUACUUUCUGGUGGCGGACAGCGUAGAAAAUAAACUUCAGUUAUUUUAUUAGUGCAGAUGCAGGUACAUUAGAUAUAACGUAACAACACUAUCCAUUGUGAUGUGGUAAAAUGAUUUGAUUCAUUGUUUGCGUUUAUUACCAUUUACGUCACUACACCUAAUAAAAUAAGUGUCAUUCU
Molecule: messenger RNA, 1326 nt
Organism: Heterobilharzia americana
Lineage: Eukaryota; Metazoa; Platyhelminthes; Trematoda; Strigeidida; Schistosomatidae
Source: the annotation of a GenBank genome assembly